Messenger RNA from Coffea arabica (coffee), 1626 nucleotides. RefSeq names its product protein farnesyltransferase/geranylgeranyltransferase type-1 subunit alpha-like. The record is from RefSeq and is a predicted model, not a curated record. Gene Ontology annotation, biological process: protein farnesylation; protein geranylgeranylation. Gene Ontology annotation, molecular function: CAAX-protein geranylgeranyltransferase activity; protein farnesyltransferase activity. Gene Ontology annotation, cellular component: CAAX-protein geranylgeranyltransferase complex; protein farnesyltransferase complex; cytoplasm. NCBI's taxonomy places the organism in Eukaryota, Viridiplantae, Streptophyta, Magnoliopsida, Gentianales, Rubiaceae.
AAGAAAAGGCUUUCUUCUCUGUCUGUUCGAAGAAAGUUGAGAAGAAAUUCACUUUCUGUUCGAAGUACAUCCCUACCAACCACUGACUCUGAGUGAUUUAGAUCUAAACCCUAUCUCCGUUACUCUCAGUCUCUCGUUCGUCGCCGACGCCGUUGCUUGCCGCAUCUGUCAGACUCCAUCGCCAUCUCUACAGAGUGAGCUCGCCGCAUCUGGUUACUGGUGAUACAGCUAUAGUGUAUAAGGUCAUCUUUGCUGGGCUGUCUGCUUUCUGCUUCAUGCCAGCAUUUCACUCUUCAAAGCUAUUCUUUGUUCUGUUAGUCGAGUCAGAACUCAUGCAAGAUAGCGAUGGAUGUCUUGCAAAAAAGCAGUGAAAGAAUCCCUUUGAGUCAGAGGCCUGAAUAUGCCGAUGUGAAGCCUGUCCCCCAGGAUGACGGUCCAAAUCCCAUUGUCCCUAUCUCCUAUACUGAUGAAUUUAGAGAGACAAUGGACUAUUUUAGAGCAAUAUAUGUAGCCGAUGAGCAGUCUCAUCGAGCUCUUCAACUCACCACAGAAGCCAUCAAACUUAACCCUGGAAAUUACACUGUAUGGCAAUUUAGGCGGCUAGUACUCGAGGCGCUUAAUGCUGACAUGAACAAGGAAUUGGACUUUUCGGAUGGCAUUGUGGAAGGAAACUCUAAGAAUUAUCAGAUAUGGCACCAUAGGCGUUGGGUUGCUGAAAAUUUGGGAACUGAUGCUUCAACUAGGGAGCUUGAGUUCACAAAGAAAAUUCUUUCUAAGGAUGCAAAACAUUAUCAUGCCUGGUCUCAUAGACAGUGGGUCCUUCAGGCACUUGGCGGAUGGAAAGAUGAGCUAGCCUAUUGUGAACUACUCCUCAAAGAUGACAUUUUCAAUAAUUCUGCUUGGAAUCAGAGAUAUUUUGUUGUAACAAGAUCUCCUCUCCUUGGAGGCCUGGGGGCAAUGAGGGAGUCAGAAGUAACUUGUACAGUUAAUGCAAUUAUGGAGCAUCCUGAAAAUGAAAGUCCUUGGAGGUACCUUCGAGGCUUAUACAGAAAUGAUACACAGGCUCUAGUUAAAGACCCUCAAGUAGCGUCAGUUUGCUUAAAGAUUUUGACUGCCAAAAACAAUUACGUGCACGCCCUCAGCAUGCUUUUGGACCUUCUCUGCCAUGGUUUCCAGCCUAGCCUGGAGAUAAGAAAUGCUGUCUAUGGUCUUUCUGACUCGGGUGCCCAAGGUUCUGAUUUGGUGAAAGUGGUCUGUUCUAUCCUAGAACUUGUAGAUCCAAUUAGAGCAAACUAUUGGAAGUGGCGGAGGAACAUGGCGCCUGCUCAAGCAGCUCAAUGCUUGAAAGAUGAUGGAUUGACUGGUUUGAGUUUAUAAAGGUGCCCAUAGAUCUUUCGUCUUAUCUUACCUUAUUUCUCUACUCGUCGGUAUUAUCAGAGGAGAGAGAUCCUGCAUAGAAAAGAACUUCUUAUGUGGAAAGUCCUUGUGUUGCUCUUGACACCGCCAUAUUGAACUAUCCUUUUGUUGCAACACCACCAUAUUGAACUACCCACUGUAGCUGAACCUCUAAUUUACUCGAUUUGAGUACCGGAUAAAGGAUGCAAUCGAAACAUAUAAGCUCUGCAA